Messenger RNA from Eruca vesicaria subsp. sativa (arugula), 588 nucleotides. The record is from the annotation of a GenBank genome assembly. NCBI's taxonomy places the organism in Eukaryota, Viridiplantae, Streptophyta, Magnoliopsida, Brassicales, Brassicaceae.
UACAAAUCCUCUCUUCAUCCUUUUUUUUUGUGUGUUCUUCAGAUUCUUGGAAACAAACUUAAAACAAACUUAAAGGCAUAAAAAAACGGGGGUUAGUGUUGACGGUGACAAAAAUGCCUUGUCUUUACAUUACUACAAACGUGAGUAUGGAGGGCGUUGACACCGAUCCGUUUUACUCGGAAGUCACAAAAGCCGUCGCUUCCAUUGUUGGACGGCCUCAAAAUUUGGUGAUGGUGGUCCUGAAGGGGUCAAUAGAGAUAGUGUUUGGAGGGAACAAAGAAGCAGCUGCAUAUGCAGAGAUUGUGUCUAUGGGAGGCAUCACUAAACAAGUUAAAAGAAAGCUUAUAGCAACCGUUGGUUCUAUUCUCCACUCUCAUUUUUCUAUUCAUCCUACUCGUUUUAUCUUUAAAGUUUUUGAUAUGCAAGCUUUGCCUCUUCCUUCUAAGCUAUAGUUUUAUGAUAUGUUUAUUGUUCACCAAACACAAAGUUAUAAGUUUGGUUGGUACGACCGCAUACACAUCAAUAUAUCUUUUAAACUUUGUAUCAUUGUAUCUUUACAAGUUCCAUUAUUAGAUUAUUAUAUCAUCA